AUGGAUCAUUCGAGUUCUGCCUCUGCCAGUGCAAGUAAUAGUGCCACUGCUGCUACCAAUGCUUCUGAUGUUAAUGAAUUACUAGAUAAACCCUUAUGGAAAUAUGUUACCAAAAUAGAUGCUAUAGUGGGAGGAGGAGGAAAUUUAUCUUGGAUGUGCAACUUUUGUAAAAAAGAUUUUAAAAGUUCAUAUACUAGAGUGAGGGCUCAUUUGUUGAAACUAUCAGGCAAAGGAAUUGGGAAAUGCUUAAUGGUGCAAAAUAGAGAUGUGAUAGAGAUGGAGAAAUUAGAAAAAGAAGCUGACCAGAGAAAGCAAUCCAAUGCACCCAGAAAUGUACCUUUACCUCCUAGCUCUUCCACGUGCCCAAAAAAAAGAAAAAUUGCAGGUUCUCUUGAGAUGGCAUUUAAUGUUGGGGAGCGAGAAGAAUUAAAUUACCUGAUUGCUAGAAUGUUUUAUUCAGCAGGAUUGCCAUUCAAUUUGGCAAAGAACCCUUACUUCCAAGCUUCGUAUACUUAUGCAGCAAAUCAUAAUAUUGGAGGUUAUUUGCCACCGGGAUAUAACUCACUGCGAACCACUCUGUUGCAAAAGGAGAAAGAAAAUAUUGAUAAGUUGUGUGAACCUAUUCGAGAGGCUUGGACUCAUAAAGGGGUGAGUAUUGUAAGUGAUGGGUGGAGUGAUUCACAAAGGAGGCCACUCAUUAAUUUCAUGGCAGUAUCUGAUGGUAAAGCAAUGUUUUUAAAAUCAGUUGAUUGCUCGGGGGAGAUUAAGGAUAAGAAUUUCAUUUUCAGGGAGACUAAUGAUAAAAAUUGCAUUUUCAGGUUGCUAAAAGAAGUUAUUCAAGAAGGAGCAGGGCAAUUGAUUGAGCAGGAAUUCCCAUCUAUUACCUGGACACCGUGUGUCGUUCACACAUUGAAUUUGGCUGUGAAAAAUAUUUGUGCUGCAAAGAAUGUUGAGAGCAAUCAAAUAACGUAUGAGGAAUGCAGCUGGAUUUCUGAUAUUGUAGGUGAUGUUGCUGCAAUAAAGCAUUUCAUUAUGAAUCAUUCUAUGAGAUUGGCCAUCUUUAAUGAGUUUGUGAGUUUGAAGUUGCUUUCUAUUGCUGAUACUCGUUUUGCUUCAAUGAUUGUGAUGCUGAAGAGGUUCAAAUUAAUAAAGAGUGGUCUCCAAAAUAUGGCGAUAAGUGAAAAAUGGAAUAUUUAUAGAGAUGAUAAUCUUGGGAGAGCCAGACAUGUGAAGGAAAAAUUAUUGGAUGAUUGUUUUUGGGAUUCAGUUGAUUACAUACUUGCCUUCACUGCUCCUAUUUAUGAUAUGAUCAGAGCUUGUGACACUGAUAGAGCUUGUCUUCACUUGAUAUAUGAUAUGUGGGAUGCAAUGAUUGUGAAAGUGAAGAAAGCUAUAUACCAUAAAGAGGGGAGGAGGAUGGAAGAUAGCUCCUCUUUUUAUGAUGUGGUGCAUCGCAUUCUUAUGGAUCGUUGGACAAAAAACUCAACUCCACUACACUGUUUGGCACAUGCUUUGAAUCCCAAAUACUAUAGUCAACAAUGGCUUCAGGAAGAUUCUAGUCGAGUUCCUCCACACAUGGAUUUAGAGCUUACUCAAGAGCGACAAAAAUGUUUAAGGAGAUUCUUUCCUAGCAUGGAGGACCGAAGCCGGAUUAGUUUGGAGUAUGCAGAUUUUAUUAGCAAUAGUGGAACCUUUGGCGAUUUUGAUGCCAUCAAUACUCAAUACACUAUGGAUCCGAAAUCUUGGUGGCUACUUUAUGGUACCUUUACACCGAUGCUUCAAAAAAUAGCAUUGAGACUUGUGCAACAACCCUCCUCUUCAUCAUGUGCUGAACGCAAUUGGAGUACUUAUUCUUUUGUGCAUUCCAUCAAGAGGAAUAAAAUCACUCCAAAACGUGCUGAAGACUUGGUUUAUGUGCAUAGCAAUCUUCGACUCUUAUCAAGAAAGACUCCUAAUUAUGCACAAGGAGCAAAUCAAAUGUGGGAUAUUGCUGGAGAUACAUUUGAUUCACUUGAUGAUAUUGGAGAUAUUCAAUUUGCUAGCCUUUCACUUGAUGAGCCAGAGAUAGAGGCCAUGAUUAUUCAAGAUGGAGAUGAAAAUAAUUGA
Molecule: messenger RNA, 2106 nt
Organism: Gastrolobium bilobum
Lineage: Eukaryota; Viridiplantae; Streptophyta; Magnoliopsida; Fabales; Fabaceae
Exons: 4
Coding region: 1-2106 (701 amino acids)
Molecular function (GO): protein dimerization activity
Source: RefSeq, a predicted model, not a curated record